AUGAAGUCGUCGGAUGUGGCCACUGUGAGCACUGAGCUUUGCCUGUCACAGCUCAGCCAAACGUCUGCCCGCUCCAGGACAGGCUGGCUGAGCGAGGAAGCUGUUCUAGCCCACUACCAUGGCAAUAAGGAAAAGGCUGGCAGGGCUAUGUCGGAGGCUGAACAGGCCGGGCGCCGCAUGGACGACCCGAACUGCAGCAAUGCGUUCCUGUACCAGCUUGUGACAGAGCUGAGCGAGCUGGACUUGAAGAGAAAGACGGAGGAGUGGAAGAGCAAGGUGGUGCCGCUCUCGCGGGACCCUCGCCCAGAGGCACAGAAGCUGUUCGCCGAGCUGAAAAACGGUGGUGUGGAACAGCCGCAGCUGACAGACGGAGGCGCACCCGCCCCGGUCCCGGCCCCAAAGGCCAAGGCCAAGGCCAAGGCAAACGUCAAAGCCAGCCAGCUCGUCACAGCGGAGUUCCCUGUCGUGGACAGGGAAGCCUCGAAGAAGGCCGCUGAGAAGGAGAUUCUUGCAAAGGCUGGCAGCUUUGCCCGCCUGAGCUUGGUGCUGGCUGACUACGGGGCCGCCAAAGAAGCUGUGGCAGAGCUUGGGCAAGCGAAAGCCCAUCUGGAAAGCGCGUGGAAGGACAUGAAGGCUGUCACGGCAACGGACGCUGAGAGCGUGUGGGCGACGAAGGCCAAGGCAUGCGGCGAGGCCUACUUGAAGUACUUGACCAAGGAGGAGUUCGCAAACGGGUGCGCAAAGGCUGCUCAGAAAUCUGAAGCUGAGGGGUAG
Molecule: messenger RNA, 774 nt
Organism: Effrenium voratum
Lineage: Eukaryota; Dinophyceae; Suessiales; Symbiodiniaceae
Source: the annotation of a GenBank genome assembly